UACUACCAAUCCAAUCUGAGAAACAAAAUAUCCCUAGACAGAUAAUUGCGGUUUUGUGAGCAUCGUGUUUUAAAAAGCUGUUGAAUUUUUACUAAACUUCCAUAAAUUAUGGCUGAAGCAAUGAAACAAACUGUGGCCUCUAUGCUUAAAGGAAUAGAAAGGUAUAACCCCGAUAAUCUACCCACCUUAGAGCGAUAUGUGGAAAUUCAGUCUCGAGAGAACGCAUACGACUUGGAAGCAAACCUUGCAGUAUUGAAGUUAUAUCAGUUCAACCCUCAGUUCUUCAACAUUGAUAUAACCUGUCAAAUUCUUCUAAAAGCAUUAACGAACUUUCCUCACACAGACUUCAUUCUCUGCAAAUGUUUACUGAACGAACGACAGCUUGCCGAGGAACCGAUCAACCAGAUAAUGUAUUUGGGCGAUAUUUUAGAACAGUGCGAUUUCCAAAUAUUUUGGAAACGUGUUCACUCGAUGCCAGAAUUGACCCAGCGUAUUACAGGAUUUCUGGAUUCGAUUCGUAAAUUUGUAUGCCACGUAGUUGGUAUUACGUACCAGCGCAUCGAUAGAGUGCACUUGGCGGAACUUUUAGGUGACGUUGACGACGUUACUUUGAAGCACUGGGUAAAGAAGUACGGUUGGAAAGAAGAGGGUGCACUUGUUUUCAUUUCGAACCAGGAUGAAAACAUCAAGACGAAAAAUAUUAAUGAGAAAAUUGAUUUCGACAAUGUGGGUGCGAUUAUGGCGUCAUGUCGUUAAAUUUGUAUUUUUUGUAAUAAAUAGACAUGUGUUUUGUAA
Photinus pyralis (common eastern firefly) is the source of this 795-nucleotide messenger RNA. It is a transcript of the gene eIF3k, whose product is annotated as eukaryotic translation initiation factor 3 subunit K. The record is from RefSeq and is a predicted model, not a curated record. Bases 109 to 756 code for a protein of 215 amino acids. Gene Ontology annotation, molecular function: ribosome binding; translation initiation factor activity. Gene Ontology annotation, biological process: regulation of translational initiation. Gene Ontology annotation, cellular component: eukaryotic translation initiation factor 3 complex; cytoplasm. The transcript has 3 exons. NCBI's taxonomy places the organism in Eukaryota, Metazoa, Arthropoda, Insecta, Coleoptera, Lampyridae.